AUGAACAUCUUGUUUUGGUCAUCAAUCACAACACAAAUCAUAUUACUGGAAUUAUGUUUAAAAAUUGACAUUGUACACAGUUUAACUGUAAUGAGUGUAGACCUUGGUUCGGAAUGGAUGAAAGUAGCAAUAGUUUCAGCUGACUUUUCAGAAGAAAUAGCUCUUAACAAAGAAUCUAAAAGGAAAACUCCUAGUGCUAUAGCUUUUCUCAAUGGUGAACGUACGUUUGGGAAAGAUGCACUUACUGUGGGAGUUCGAUUCCCAUCCAACUGUUACGUUUAUUUUCUAGACUUACUAGGAAAGAAAAUAGAUAAUCCGAUUGUUGAUCUCUAUAAAACACGUUUUCCUUAUUAUAACAUUAUUCCUGAUCCAAAAAGAAAUACAGUGCUUUUCAAGCAUAACGAAUCUGGUGAACAAUUUUCACCUGAAGAAUUAGUGGCAAUGAUGUUGGAAAAAGCAAGAGAAUUUGCACAAGAUAAUUCUGGGCAAGUUAUAAAUGAAGCAGUAAUUUCUGUCCCUGGUUAUUUUGGUCAAGCUGAACGAUCAGCAAUGUUUAAAGCAGCAGAAAUUGUUGGAAUUAAAGUACUACAGCUUAUUAACAGUUAUACUGCAGCUGCUUUGAAUUAUGGUAUAUUUCAUAUAAAACGUUUUAAUGAAAUAUCUCCAAUGUUUAUGAUGUUUUACGAUAUGGGUGCAUGUGGUACUCAAGUAUCGGUUGUAUCCUAUCAGUUAGUAAAAUCUAAGGAUGGAAGAGCUCAUGAACUUCAGCCACAACUUACUGUACUGGGAGUAGGAUAUGAACGAAAUUUGGGUGGCUUAGAGAUACAACUACGGCUAAGAGAUUACUUAGCAACUAAAUUUAAUGAUUUAAAAUUUACGCCCAAUGAUGUAACUAAAAAUCCUCAAUCCAUGGCAAAAUUAUUCAAAGAAGCUGGACGAUUAAAGAUUAUAUUAAGUGCAAAUACUGAACAUUUUGCCCAAAUAGAAGGUUUAAUUGACCAAAAAGAUUUGUACAUUAAAGUUACUCGAGAAGAACUAGAACAGUUGUGCAAAGAUUUAUUCGAUAAAGUUACACUUCCAGCUCUAAAAGCCUUAGAAGCUUCAGGACUAACUAUUGAACAUAUUGAACAGGUAAUGUUAGUUGGUGCUGGUACUAGAGUUCCUCGAAUUCAAGAUGUUUUAGUUAAAGAUUUAAAAAGUGGUCAUUUGCUUGGUCGGUCUUUGAAUACUGAUGAUGCUGCUGCUUUAGGAGCUGCAUAUAAAGCAGCAGAACUGAGAAAUGGAUUUGAAGUUAAUACAUUUAUUACUAAAGACGCCACAAUGUUCCCUAUUGAGUUGAAAUUUUAUAGAGAAAAAAAAUAUGAGAGUGAACCCAUAAAACAAGUAAGGCGUAUUUUAUUUAGUUACAUGAAGCCUUACCCACAAAGGAUAAUAGUAACAUUUAUUAAUCAUAAAUUAGAUUUUGAUUUGACUGUGGGUUAUGCAGAACUUAAUCAUUUAGAUGAAAAUGAAAUAAGAUGUUUAGGUUCUUUGUCACUUGAACAUAUAAAAUUAAAAGGAGUACAAAAUGCAUAUUCUAAGUAUAAAGAUGAAGAAAGUUCAGAUCCCAAUAAAAUAAACUUACAUUUUAUUAUGGAUGCUAGUGGUAUAUUAGUUUUGGAAAAUGUUGAGUUUUCAAUUGGAAAGUCUGUUACUAAUGAUCAAGUAGAGGAAUCAACUUUAUUGAACAUUUUAAAUUACAUACCAAAUUUAUUUAAAGUUCAUGACAAAUUCAAUGAAAAUAAAUUAUCUGUCAAAAAUACCCUAGAAAAUUCUAGUGGUUCUAAACUUCCUGCUGUUAGACAAACUAUUGAAGUUGAUCAUGAAUAUUUAUUCGUGCUUCCUACAGAUGAUGAUGAUUUGCAACAUUUAAUUAUAAAGUUAAAGAAACUUAGAUUUAAAGAUUUGUCUCAAUUACAUAAAGAAAAGGCGUUACAUAGUUUACUUACUCUUAUUGUCGAAGUGCGUGAAAAAUUAAGCCAACCAGAGUAUAGUCAUUCUGCUACUGAUGCAGAAACAAGAUCUAUUUUGGAAAAAUUGACUGAGAUUUCAAACUGGUUGGGAUAUGAUGGCCUCGACGCUGAAGCAGAAGAAUUAGAGUAUAAAUAUAAUAGUUUAAGAAAAAUAAUACAGCCUGUUUGGGAUAGAGCUUUUGAGCACAUAGAAAGAUCACAAAGAUUAGAAGCCCUAAGUAACACAUUAAAAAAGAGCAAUACAUUUUUGAAAAAAUUAAAAAACAAUACUUUAGAGGAUAGUCCAAUCACCCAAACAGAAAUGGAUAAACUGGAAAAAUUGAUUUUAGAAACAACGAUUUGGAGAGAUAAGCAAGUAGAAGAACAAGAAAGACUUCCAAAAUAUGUUCAACCUGUGUUGUCAAUAUCAACAAUUGAAACAAAACAUUCAAAUAUUAGGCAGAAGAUGAAAUAUUUAAUGACUAAAUUUAUAAACGGGAAACUAAAAAAUCAAAAAAAACACUUUAAUGUUAAAGACGACCUCCAAUAUUAUGUUGACACACACAAAGAAUUAUAG
Macrosiphum euphorbiae (potato aphid) is the source of this 2568-nucleotide messenger RNA. NCBI's taxonomy places the organism in Eukaryota, Metazoa, Arthropoda, Insecta, Hemiptera, Aphididae. The record is from the annotation of a GenBank genome assembly.